ACUUAUUCAUGCUCAGGUCUGUUUCUUCUGAGAUGUACUAAUCCUUCCCAUCCUUGCUUAGCCUUCCGCGUCCUGGCCUAAGGAAAUUGGCUUGCUUAGGAGUAUCGCGGCUUGACAAGACCCUCGUGGGAGAGUGACAGAGGCACGAUGCCUCGUUUGUGGUUCUGCUGGCUGCUGGCUGCCGGUCGUGCCGUUGCCGCUGGGCCGAAGCAUGGCGAUCUCGAUGGGAGUGUCUUUGACUACGUCGUGGUCGGGGGAGGCACGUCCGGGCUGGUGGUCGCCAAUAGGCUGACGGAGGACCGGGAGACUACCGUCCUUGUGAUCGAGCGGGGCGACUUUGACGACAAGCCCGAGGCCGUUGUGCCCUGGUUUUCUAAUGCGGUGGAUGAGAGUGUCAUGAUGCGCGUCCAGUCGGCUCCCAACCCCGAGCUGAACAACACGACAUCGUCCGUGGCGGUUGCGGCUGUCGUGGGCGGCGCGUCCGUGGUCAACGGCAUGGGCUACGCCCGCGGUGACAGGGCCGACUACGACGCCUGGGAGGAGCUGGGCAACCCAGGCUGGGGCUGGGAGGGCUUGCUUCCGUAUUUCCGGAAGAGCACCACAUUCAUCCCCCCAUCCCCGGAGACGGUCAGGCGCUGGAAUGUCACCUGGGAUCCCACCGUGUACGGGGACGGCCCAGUGCACACGCAUAUCUCGGACUUCCGGUAUCCCGACCUUGCCGUCUUUUGGACCGCUCUCAGACAGCAGCCGGGCCUUGUGCUGCUGCCCAGCUUCAACGCCGGUUUGGGCCCGGGUGCGUCCUGGUCGCCGGAGACCAUCGAUGCCCGCACCAUGACCCGCUCGACGUCCCGGUCGGCGUACUAUGAUCCGGUCAACGCGACGAGGCCGAACCUACACCUCGUCACGGGUCAGACCGCCACCGAGAUCCUCUUCGGCCCCGACGACCACAAGCCACUGCGGGCUAGGGGCGUCCGGAUCGUGUCGCGCACCACCGACAAUAUUGUCCGCACCGUCUACGCAAAGAAGGAAGUCAUCCUCGCGGCGGGCGCCAUCCAAACCCCGCAGCUGCUCCAGGCCAGCGGCAUUGGCCCGGCAUCCGUGCUGCACGCGGCCGGGGUACGCGUGAAGAAGGACCUGCCGGCCGUGGGCGCCAACCUCCAAGACCACGCCACCACGCUGCUGCGCUUCUCCCUCGCCCACCAGUCCUUCCCCAACCCAGACACCAUCGCCACCAACGCCACCUACAACGCCACCGUCUGGGCGGAAUACCUGGCCAACCGAACGGGGCCCAUCGCCUCCGGCAGCGGCAACACCCUGGUAUCCUACUCCCUCGACCAGCUCAUCUCCCCGGCCAACGCCUCCUCGCGCGCAGCGCGUCUCCUCGCCCAGACCCCGCUGUCCUUCCUUCCGAAUAUCUACGCCACCUCGCCCACCCUACUACAAGGCUUCCUCGCGCAACGCGCCAUCCUCGCCCGGCGCUUCUUCAACUCCUCCGACUCGGCCAUCACCGCCACCCCCUUCAGGGGAAACGGCCUCUCCCCGGCCCCGCUGCUGCACCCGGUCUCCCGCGGCACCGUCACGCUCAACAUAAACAACAACAACAACAACAACAACAACAACAACAACAACAACAACAACAACAACAACAACAACAACAACAACAACAACAACAACAACAACAACAACAACAACAACAACAACAACAACAACCUGACCAGCGGCGGCGGCGGACUGCCCACGGUGCGCUAUCACACGCUCCAGAACCCGCUCGACGCAGAGAACGUCGUGUCCAUCGUGCGGCGGGCCAGGCAGUUCUGGGCCAGUCCGGAGAUGGUGGCCAAGUUCGGUCCCGAGCUGAGGGAGGUUGCGCCCGGGGAGGAGCUGCAGACGGACGAGGAGAUUCUGGCCAAGCUGAGGGCGGACCGCGGCGUGUUCUGGCCCAGCCUUGCUCACCCCUCGGGCACGUGCGCGAUGAUGCCGGAGCGGUGGGGGGGUUGUGUCGGGCCGGAUCUGAGGGUGCAUGGCGUGGCCGGGCUGAGGGUGGUGGAUGCGAGUGUGAUGCCGUUGAUUGUGGGGUAUGGGCUGCAGGCGACGGUAUAUGCGGUUGCGGAGAAGGCGGCGGAUUUGAUUAAGGCUGGUGGUGGUUAGAAGUUUAGACCUUUGGAGAGUUGGGGUGGUGGGAUGGAAGGGAAGGUGAAGAUUUCCAUGUCGAGGCUCAUGGUCUUGCUAGUGAUCUGAAUAAGCGGAAGACAAAAGAAGACAUCUAAUCUGGUGAUUCUUCGAAGACUUGAGGAUGUAGGACCUUGUCAGUGAUACAGUUCGUUGGUUGAACGCCUCAGACUGACCAG
Chaetomium strumarium is the source of this 2348-nucleotide messenger RNA. RefSeq lists its product as uncharacterized. Bases 148 to 2148 code for a protein of 666 amino acids. The record is from RefSeq and is a predicted model, not a curated record. Lineage: Eukaryota; Fungi; Ascomycota; Sordariomycetes; Sordariales; Chaetomiaceae. Gene Ontology annotation, biological process: secondary metabolite biosynthetic process. Gene Ontology annotation, molecular function: flavin adenine dinucleotide binding; oxidoreductase activity, acting on CH-OH group of donors. The transcript has 2 exons.